This is a messenger RNA of Lacerta agilis (Sand lizard), 1587 nucleotides long. Its product is annotated as zinc finger protein RFP-like. Gene Ontology annotation, molecular function: zinc ion binding; protein binding. The record is from RefSeq and is a predicted model, not a curated record. Lineage: Eukaryota; Metazoa; Chordata; Lepidosauria; Squamata; Lacertidae.
ACACAACUUGGUUCUCACCUCCCUGGGCUUGCAGGAGCAGUCCGGCAUGGAUGCAGGGGAGGAGGACCCCAUCCAAGGCCUGCAAAAGGCUGCCGUUUGCUCCAUCUGCCUGGAGUAUUUCCAAGACCCGGUGUCCAUAGACUGCGGGCACAACUUCUGCCUGGCCUGCAUCACCCAGUGCUUCAAGGACGCCAGGACCCGCUUCUCCUGCCCUCACUGCAGGAGGAGGUCGAGCAAGAAAAGUUUCAGGCCUAGGGAACUGGCGGAGAUGGUGGAGAUCGCCAAGCGGUUCAAGAGCCAGAUGGAAGAAGCGCCGGGAGGGAUGAUGGGCAGGUGCGAGAAGCACCGCGAGCCUCUGAAACUCUUCUGCCAAGAUGACCACAGCCUGAUCUGCGUGGUCUGCGACAGAUCCACGGAGCACAGAGCCCACGCAGUGCUCCCUGUCGAGGAGGCUGUGGACUAUAAGGAACAAAUUCAGACUCAGUCACAGAGUCUUAAGCAAGAGAAAGAGAAACUGGAGGAGCUUAAACAGGCCGGUAAGAGGACAACUGAAGAAAAUCUGGAAAAGUUGGGUGCUGAAAGGAGGAGAGUGGCAUCUGCAUUUGAGCUGCUGCAUCAAUUUCUUGAAGAACUGGAACAGCCCAUUCUGGAUCAACUGAAUGAGCUAGAGCUGGAGAUUAAGAACGGGCAGGAAGAAAAUGUUGCCAAAUUCUCUAAGGCAGUUUCUGUCCUUGAGGAUCUGAUCAAUGAGAUGGAGGAGAAAUGUAGGCAGCCGGAUAAUGAAUUCCUGCAGAAUGUCCAGGACACUUUGAGCAGGUCUAAGAAGAGACCGUUUCUUUUGCCUUUGGAGGAGGUUCCUCCAGACCUAAGAGAGAAACUCAGUGCAUUUGCUCAGAAAAACAUUUCCCUAGCAGAAACCCUGAAAAGAGUCAAAGAGUCUUUAUUACUUGAACUCCAAGAGAAAGAAGACGAUAAGAAGUCUUUAGAAAUAGCUAGUGUGACCCUGGAUCCGGGCACAGCAGGCCCGUACCUCAUCCUUUCUGACGACGGGAAAAGCGUGUGGUUGGGAGACAAACGUCAGAAACGUGCCAGCUGUCCGGGCCGGUUUAACGUGUACCCUUGUGUGCUGGGCUGCGAAGGGUUUGGCUCGGGGAAGCACUCCUGGGUGGUUGAGGUGGAGGCAGGCGGAAGUUGGGCUGUGGGUGUAGCCCAAGAGUCUGUGAAAAGGAAGAAGAAACUCAACUUCCGGCCUGAGCAGGGGGUCUGGGCUUUGGAGCAUUUGGGAGCCAAUCAUUACAGAGCUUUGACAUCCCCUCCAACCCCGCUGCACCUAAGAAAGGCCUACAAAAGAAUCCAAGUGCGUCUAGACUACGAAGCAGGUCAGGACCUUUUCGAUGCAGAGAACGAAGACUUGAUCUUCACCUUCCCAUCCAUCCACUUUGCAGGGGAUAUAAUUCAUCCCUGGAUGUGGGUAGGGCUCCGAUCCCGGCUCAGGCUGUGCCCCUAACUUGACAUGCACUUUGGAGUAACGGAAGUUGGCGUUGUUUGGCCUACAAGUGGAAGAAGCAUCUUAUGCUCAUUCACUUC